Molecule: messenger RNA, 727 nt
Organism: Chilo suppressalis (striped riceborer)
Lineage: Eukaryota; Metazoa; Arthropoda; Insecta; Lepidoptera; Crambidae
Source: the annotation of a GenBank genome assembly
GAACUGUGCAACUGAGAACUUUUUCAGUGAAUAUAAAAAAACUUUUGUUGAAAAAAUAUUUUUUUUUAAGUGCCCGCAGGAUGUUCGCUAAGGAAGCUGUAUUUUGUAUCGCUGUGAGCGUAGUUGCAGUAUGCGGUGCCCCCACUGAAGAUGGCAAAUGGAAUCCCUACAAAUACGGAGACAGUGGCAAGUACAUUCCAACAGACGAAGGAAAGUACAUCCAUAUACCAAACCCAUACAUCCACAUUGACAACCCUUACGAUGGAGGUUACGGACCGUACUCACACGAUUAUGAACCUUAUGUCGGUGAAGCUACAGUCGAUCAGUACCGACAUGUGCUGACGCCUCCCGAUGAGCUUCUGCCGUUCUACAAAGAAGGCUACUACAAGAACAACGGCAUCAAGAUCAUCAGGCAAAAGCACAACUAUGACGAAGACAAAUACGACUUCGAUUUUGAAACCGAAAACAAAAUUCGAGCUGAAGAGAAGGCUUUCAUCAAGAAUCCCAACACAAUCGACGAAGGUAUUGCGUCUAAAGGUUUUUACGAAUACAUCGGUCCCGACGGUUUCCUUUACCAUGUGGACUACACUGCUGACGAAAACGGUUUUCGACCAAGCAUUAAGAGGAAAGAAACUCCCUACUCCGGAAAAUGGGUCCUAGAGAAAGUUUAGACAGUAACACACUCGAUACUCAUACCAUUUCUACACUCAUUCAAAUCAGUAUUCCA